Molecule: messenger RNA, 3557 nt
Organism: Perca fluviatilis (European perch)
Lineage: Eukaryota; Metazoa; Chordata; Actinopteri; Perciformes; Percidae
Product: leucine-rich repeat and fibronectin type-III domain-containing protein 4
Exons: 7
Coding region: 174-3296 (1040 amino acids)
Molecular function (GO): protein binding
Source: RefSeq, a predicted model, not a curated record
CCCCGCAUUCCUCCCGCUGGCCCAACACAAGGAGAAACACCUGGGGCGAGAUCUGUGCUAAACACUCACACACAAAAAAAAACACACACACAAACCUGGAUAACAUGUGGAGCUGAUUCGGAUUAUAGAGCCGCACAGACGGAAAAGGUCUGUGGAUCGCCAGGCAUUCUACCAUGCCUGUCCCCCCACCCCUCAAUCCCCGCAGAAAAAAGCACCUGCCCGACACACACCGCCACCCCGAACAAAGGGCAGAAGGUUCCACCUUCCCUUCCCUCUUCCCUCCAUCCAUCCUCUCUCUUUCUCUUCUCCCCCCUCUCUUCGUCUCAUCUUUGACCUCCUCAUCCCAUCUCGUCCACUGCGCAUGCCCCAGGGCCACGAAGAAAACCCGUCUCGACUCUGCCCCUUUCCCGGCGUUUCACUGGCUGGCUCUGGUCACAUGCUGCCUGCUGCCUUCUCUGAUUGGAGCAGGGGAGACGUGGGGCGUGGUCUCGGCCUGUCCCUUCCACUGCGUGUGUCGAAACCUUUCGGAGUCGCUCAGCACGCUCUGCGCCGACAAGGGCCUCCUGUUUGUCCCCCCGCACGUUGACCGCCGCACCGUGGAGCUGCGACUGGCUGACAACUUCAUCACGGAAGUGGGCGGGAUUGACUUUGUCAACAUGACCGGAUUGGUUGAUUUGACUCUGUCGAGGAAUACCAUCCACCUGAUCCGACCAAUGACAUUUGGUGACCUGGAGAGUUUGCGCUCGCUGCAUCUGGAUGGUGAGCCAAAAGAACUGGUUUCAGGUUUGGUCAAUCUGCAACACCUGAUCGUCAACAACAACCAGCUGGCUCAAAUCUGGGAACCUGGGGCAGGGGAAGCUUGUUUGCUCACACUGGAAGACCUCGACAUGUCCUACAAUAACCUCAGGAGGGUGCCAUGGGAGUCCAUUCAGAAGAUGGCCAGUCUGCACACUCUCAACCUGGACCAUAACCUGAUAGACCACAUAGCGGAAGGUGUCUUUGGAGAGCUGUACAAGCUUGCAAGGCUGGAUAUGACGUCCAACAGGCUCCGGACCAUGCCUCCUGAUGCCCUAUUUGCAAGGUCACAGACAGGUGCAAUAAGCCCCACCCCCUACAAUGCUGUCAUAAGCUUAAAUUUCGGUGGGAAUCCUCUGCACUGCAAUUGUGAACUGCUUUGGUUACGCCGGCUUAUCCGUGGGGACGACAUGGAGACGUGUGCCACACCUCCACACCUGGCUGGAAGAUAUUUCUGGUCGAUUCCUGAGGAGGAGUUCACGUGUGAACCACCUCUCAUCACCCGUCACACUCACAAGCUGUGGGUGCUGGAGGGCCAGCGAGCCACGCUAAAAUGCCGUUCCAUUGGCGACCCAGAGCCAGUAGUCCACUGGGUUUCACCAGAUGACCGCAUCAUUGCCAAUUCAUCCCGGACCAGCUCCUUCAGCAAUGGGACCUUGGAUAUGUUGGUAACCGUUGUCCGGGAUGACGGGGCAUACACAUGCAUCGCAAUAAACGCAGCGGGCGAAGCAACUGCCACCGUGGACCUGAAAAUAAUCCCCCUGCCUCAGCGGGGCGGAGCAGGCGGAAACACAGGGAGUAACAACGUGAACACCAAAAACAACAGGAACGUGACAAAUGGGAUUUUACGGGCCGAUCCGGGCUCCUCGGAUAUCAGCACAGGGAAAAACGGAGGGAUUAACAACGGCGCAGGACGUGGAGGGGAGGUGGAGGAUGGGAGGAGAGGUGGCGAGGACCAUGAGGACGACAGUAGCAGGGCCUCGGAAGGGGAAAGGGCCGACGGAGGGAGCAUGGAGGACGACGUGGGGGACGAGGAGGAAGAAAGGAUGGUUGGAGUACAAGGGGUUACUUCAACCUCAGCUCAGGUCCGGUGGGAUAUGGGGCGCAUGUCUGCCGCUUACGUUGUCUGGAUGUAUCAGAUACAGUACAACUGCACCGCCGACGAGACCCUCAUCUACAGAAUUCUACCGCCGACCAGUGACCGUUUCCUGUUGAAGAACUUGGUUUCCGGUGUGGACUAUAACCUGUGUGUGCUGGCCAUUUUCGAUGACACUAUCACAACAUUAGCAGCGACAAAAGUGCUGGGCUGCGCCACGUUCUCCACCAAGGAUGUUUACCCAGCAUGCCGCUCUCUCCAAGCCCAUUUCCUGGGUGGUACACUGACCAUAUUGGUUGGCGGUGUUGUUGUCGUCACCCUGCUCGUGUUCACGGUGGCGCUCAUGGUUCGCCACCGCGUUUGCAAUCAUGGCGACCACAUGAUAUGUCACAACGGCAACACUGAAGCAGGAGGCGGGGCCUGCUGUCAGGGUGGAUGUGGAGGGGGCGGGGACAAAGGGGGAAACAGUGGCGGGUGCUACCAAUCAAAUGGUUCCGGGGACAUGAUGAUGGUGGUCCUGCCCAAUGGUCUGCCGUCAAAACGAGGAGGGGAGACGGACAAGGAGAAGGAGAAUGAGAAGGAAGACUCCGCUUCCUCUCUGCCUCCAAAACUCCCUCCAAAGCCCAGGCCAAAACCUAAAGUCAACCUGGAGCAUUUUCUUUCAGCUGGGGGCGUAGUUUCCAUGACGACAGGGGCAGUAGGUGAGAUGGCAUUGGUGGUGAGGCAAAGGAAGCUGGACAAGGCGCCGCCAUACACCCCUGAAAGUGACAGAACUCCCCUCUACUACUCCCCUUCCCCUUCAUCCACCCUGCCCCGUCAGUCACAUUCCAGGGACCGCCCGAAACCCCGUCUGGAGCGAGAACUUACCAAUCGUGCCAGUUUCUCUCUGGCUGCCCCCCUGAGAGACUCAGAGCUGUUGGACUGGAGAAUCAGUCCCAGAAGCAGGGACAAAUGGAACUCCUCACAGGCUUAUCAGAGCCCUCUGUCGCCUCUAAGCCCCGUCUGCGGGACCGUUAGCAAACGACGGCACUCUCUGGAUAUGGGUUCCUCUGUUGCCCUGGCGACCGAUGCUGCCACAACGGUUGCCAAGCGCUAUGGUGCUGUCAAUUACGCCAAGCGGCUGAGUGUGAUCUGGACGAGGCGGAGCCAGUCUCUCCACGGAAUGCUAGUGCAGUGCGCCUCGACGACGAGCACAACGUCUUCGACGACCAGCGAUGAGGAGAGUGGCGGGGGCUUUGGGGCACGCUGCCAGUUUCAACAGGGAUACAUCCACGCUUACAACACCACCAACUCCAACUCUAACACUGGGAUCAGUACUGGGAAAGCGAGCAGUGUAAAAGACAGGGGGAGGCAAACGGGGAAGGAUGGAAAGAGUGCUGAAGAACUGGAGGAAAGUGUAGUGUAGGGGGUUGUGGAAUGUAAAAAAAAACAAGUUAAGAGGGAUAAAGGGUCUGUGAGGCAGUUUCCAUGGGAUCUUAAGUUUAGCAGGACAAAGAGGUGGAAGAGGGAGCAGGACAGGGGAGUUGAAGUGGUUGCAGAUGAGGAGGGGAAGGUUGGACGAAGUAGUUUAGACGAAGGGAGAAGAGUAAAAUUGACUCGAGUCUCACUUGUGCAGCUCCUUGAUUUUCCCUGGGAGAAGUCAAAAAAAAAAAGAAAGGGGGGGAAG